Molecule: messenger RNA, 1816 nt
Organism: Dufourea novaeangliae
Lineage: Eukaryota; Metazoa; Arthropoda; Insecta; Hymenoptera; Halictidae
Exons: 2
Coding region: 17-1630 (537 amino acids)
Source: RefSeq, a predicted model, not a curated record
CUAAUCGUGAGCAAAGAUGAAGUUCCAACUCGUCGUGGUUGCGUUCGCCCUUGUGGCAGCGGUGAACUGUGAAUUGUCCUUAAACAUCGGGAAAGAAGUGGAAGCUGGUCCGCUUAAAGGCGGUAUAGGAGCCGGUAUCGAACUCGGGGUGGAUAAGUCCAGGGAAUGGGGUCGGAGACACCAUGGCAGGGACAGUUCAGGAAGCUCCGAGGAAUGGGGUCAGGGACUAGUUGGCAGAAAAUGUUGGAAAAGCUCCGAGGAAGGGGGUCGGAGAGAAGUCAUUGGUAAAAACCUUCCGGACAUAGACCUUCUGGGCAAAACCCUUCUGGACAUAGACCUUCUGGGCAAAAACCUUCUGGAAAAAAAACUUCUGGACGUAGACCUUCUGGGCAAAGACCUUCUGGAAAAAAAACUUCUGGACAUAGACCUUCUGGGCAAGGACCUUCUGGGAAAAAAACUUCUGGACGUAGACCUUCUGGGCAAAGACCUUCUGGGCAAAGAACUUCCGGACAUAGACCUUCUGGGUCUAGGAGGACUCCUCGGUAACGAUUAUGACGACAGCUCCGAGGAAUGGGGUGUAGAACUGCUUGGUAACAAACUUCUGGGAGGAGGCUCCGGUGGAUUAUUGGAUCUGGGACUCCUUGGCGAGGAUGGUCUGGGAAAGCUUGCCAAACUGAACAUCGACAAUCUCGGCAAAGAAGGUAUAUUGCGUCUAGGCCUGUUGGGUAUUGCAGACAUUGGAAAGAAAGAUCUGUCAGGCCUGGGCAAGCUCGGUCUGGGCGACUUCGGCAAGAGAGGUUUGGAACACCUUGCCAAAUGGGGUCUGGGAGAGAUUAGCAAGAAAAGUAUCCAGAAACUCGGCCAAGUUGGUUUGGAGGAGCUCGGCAAAAAGGCUUUGAAACACCUCGCCAUACUCGCUUUGGAAGAAGUGAGCAAAAAGAAGCUGGAGCUAAUUAAUGACUUCGAUCUGUGGGACAUUGGCAAGCUAGGUCUGGAAAACCUUGACGUUUUCGGUCUGGGCGAACUUGGCAGGAAGAAUAUCCACAAGUUCGACAAAAGCGGUCUGGAGGAGAUUGGCAAAAAAACUAUUCAACAUUUGGGUAUAGUCGGUCUGAAGGAUCUUCGCAAACGGGGUGACGUGGAUUUUGAUGACCUCAGCGCUGAGGAGAUUGCAAAGAAAGGUCUGGAAAAUCUUGCCACACUUGGUCUGAAAAAGUUCAGUAAAAUGGGUUUGCAGAAGCUCGGCAAGAAGGAUCUAGAAGAGCUUGGCAAGAAGGGUUGGCGCCAUCUUCGCAAACACGGCGCUGAACACUCUUGGGGCCUGUUGGGCCGACAUGGUCUUGGAAAACGCAGCAUAAUUGAAAUCGAGAAAUCUGGACGACACGGAAAGGACAAUGAAGGUCACCAUGGAAAGGGCAACCAAGGUCACCAUGAACAUAGCAACGAAGGUCACCAUGGAAAUGGCAACGAAGGUCACCAUGGAAAGGGCAAUCAAGGUCACCAUGGAAAGGGCAAGCAAGGUCAUCAUGGAAAGGGCAAGCAAGGUCAUCAUGGAAAGGGCAAUCAAGGUCACCAUGGACAUGGCAACCAAGGUCAUCAUGGACACGGUAACCCAGAUGUGCCAGUAUAAUGGUCAACGGUUCUCUCGUAUCCCUAAACGGUCAGUGGACGUAGAUGUUGCUCCACACUGACAACGAAUCAACGCUUAUAAUGGAAAUAUUAUUUUUAGCUUCGUAGUAAUAAUUCUGGGCUAGUAUUUUAAAAAUAAAUUAUCACUUAUUGUGCAAAGAAAUAAAGUAUAUUUGUAUAUUGAAAA